This is a messenger RNA of Phytophthora nicotianae INRA-310, 885 nucleotides long. RefSeq lists its product as hypothetical. Gene Ontology annotation, biological process: mitochondrial citrate transmembrane transport. The transcript has a single exon. The record is from RefSeq and is a predicted model, not a curated record. Lineage: Eukaryota; Oomycota; Peronosporomycetes; Peronosporales; Peronosporaceae. The coding region runs from base 1 to 885 and encodes 294 amino acids.
AUGACGGAGCGCGCGCAACGCUUGACGGCGCUGCAGAACGGGGCCGUGGGCUCCCUCGCCGGCAUGAUCGAGAUGACCAUUCAGCAGCCCUGGGUAGCCGUCAAGAAUGCUGUGCAGCAAGGUCGACCACUUCCCCGCUCGAUUCCGGCGCUGUACCGUGGUCUCGGGGUGUCAUUGUCCUCCAUAGCGCCCGUGAGUGCCAUCCGCUUUGCUGUCAACGGAAAACUGCUGCGCAAGGUGAGCGGUACGGAUACGGCUCCAACAGGCCAAGUCAAGGUGCUCUGUAGCACGAUUUCCGGCGCAACGGCAGCGGCCAUCACGGGUCCGGCUGAACUGGUCAUGACGGUGCAACAGAACAACGGACGGAGCUUUGGGGCAACAGUGAAGGCUGUAGUGGACACCCACGGAGUGACGAGACUAAUGCGGGGCUAUCCGGCUACUGCAAUUCGUGACGCUAUCUGGUGCGCUGGUUACUUGGCGUUGGGGCCGCUGUUUACUCGCGAGGUGCAUCGCUUGAAACCCCAGACGUUUGGUCACUAUGACACUGCAACUGCGUCACAGAAGGCGUCGGCUUCAAUUGCCGGUUGUCUGGCUGCUGGUCUUGUCGUUGUUCCACUGACGCAGCCAAUUGAUACUAUCAAAACGGUUAUGCAGGGUGAGGCGAUGACGAUCCCUUCGAGUCGCAGACACAGUAUGUUUGCCACUGCUAGACGAAUCUACCGUGAAGGAGGAGUCAGAAGAUUCUACCGCGGCAUCGUGGCGCGAGGAAGUCGCCUCGUUGGUGCUGUUUUCAUCCUUGGGCAAGCUCGAAUGCGGCUAGAAGAGAUUUUUGAAGACCACAACUUGCUGAGGAUGGAUGGUGUCGCUAACUAUAAGCAUGAGUGA